GUCCUUGUCGCGCGCCGGAAGUCGAAAGAGACGGAUAUUCGGAUAUGCUGCGUUCCACGGAGGAUCGCGGGACGAGGCUUGCUUACAUACGUGCGUGCGUAAUCUAGCGCAAUCUUUGUGAGCCAGAGCGCGCAUUCCAUGUGCUAACGCAAUCUCGGGACGACAGCGAGCAGGUUAGACGCACGCGAUUGCAAAACACGCAUCGUGUGUGUAUUACGAUUUAUUUGGAAUUCCAUUUAUUAUGGACUUCUCCGAGAACCAGACGUCUCGCGACGUCCACAAUCGCACGUUGCCGCAAUUCUCCGAAUUACGUCCGAAUCAUUCUACCAACAGUGAAGAUGCACAGUGUCUGUUGAGUGACGAGAAGCAGCAAAGGAUGCUGUCUCAGAUCAGCAGCCAGAUCAAAGCUUAUAUCGAAAAGAAUAGUUCGAGAUAUUUCAACGCGAAUCAGACAUCGGAUCCAUUGGAAUAUGAUUUAUCGGACUCCCCUAUGCAAUUGUGCGAGAAACAGAUAAUCAAUGUUCCAAAUUUAAGUCAAAAUAAUCCGAUGCUCAGUGUGCAAUUAAAUAGUUUGUCAUCGAAUCUUAAUAAUAUGUAUCCCCCUCCUAUAUCACUACCGCAGUCUAGGAAACGAGAGUUAGAUAAUCAAUCUAGAAAGCAGAUAAACUCGAACAAGGAAUCUCAAGCUCAGUUCAAUCAACAAACAGUGACUGAGGUCUUUCAGAAAUUACAAGCUGCAGAAAUUACAUCUCUGUUAAUGGCACUGCAAGAAGCAAGGAAACCAAAAAUGACAGAAGAGGAAGUAGAGCAAACACAGAAUAACAUUUUAAAUAUACCAGAUGUUCGUAGUCUCUAUCAAAAUAGUAGAAAUUUGGAUCAGAUAGAGACCAUUAACUCAAACGAUCUAAACAAAAUUCUACAAAAUGAACAACAUGAGAAUGAAAGUAAUUUGCAAACUACUAUCAAAGUAGAGCAACAAGUACAAACCGAUUUGCCGAAAAAUGAGAAAAAAUUGAAAUUUCGAGCAAAAAUAGGCGAAAUUAAAGUAAAUCUUGGCUACAAUGGAACUACUCUUUACUGUUGUCCAGAGUGCAAUAUAGGGUAUCCAAAGAAGUCAGAUACUGAGCAACAUAUACAGGCUCAUUUACAGGAACGAAAGUAUCAAUGUAAACUAUGCGGUGCCAUGUUGAAGAGAAAAGAGCAUCUAGAUCAGCACAUGCGCGGUCAUUCAGACGAGCGACCUUAUAAAUGUCAAAUAUGCACCAAAGCGUUCAAGAGAAACGAGCAUUUAACCAGACAUUCUGUUAUUCAUUCCGGCGCCAAGGAAUUUAAUUGUACGCUGUGUCAGAAAGCAUUCUCGCGCAAGGAUCAUUUAAACAAGCAUAUACAAACGCAUUAUGGCGUUCGAAAGAAUAAAACAAAGGAAGAGCCUAUAUAUAUCAGUCAAAAAGAUCCUUUAUAUAUUAAUCAAAAAGAUCCUUUAUAUAUCAGUCAAAAAGAUACGACAAGAUUAUUUGAGAACGUUCUUGAUCCUACAGUGAAGCCGAAACAAGAAACAACUUAUAUUUUAAAAGAUAAUUCCUUACUGGCACAUGAACUCCAGAAUCUUCAAAAGCAAACUCUGCUACAAGUAUUUUCCUUUGCUAAAGAUCAAAUCGCAAGAGAGGCAAAUGAACAAGCACAGACCGACAAUACGAACGCAAGAUAUUUAAUGCCAUCUUAGUUGUAGAAGAAAUCUGCACAUAUCCCAAAGCAAUAGAUGAUGAAUAAUAAAGGCAAUUUACACUCGCCGUCGAAGCAGUUAGACUCGUUGAAGCCGUCGCAAAUAGGUAAUUCAAUUUUCGAAUUCAUAUUUUGAUACUGCGCGACUAUGAUAUAACUUUAGAUAAUUAAAAGUUUUAAUAGACCGAAACAUGAAAAUGUAUUGAAGAAUGCCUAUUGUAAAGGAAAAGAA
Molecule: messenger RNA, 1954 nt
Organism: Nylanderia fulva
Lineage: Eukaryota; Metazoa; Arthropoda; Insecta; Hymenoptera; Formicidae
Source: RefSeq, a predicted model, not a curated record